AUGCACCAAGGAUGUCUCAUUGCUGGCUGGAUUGUACAAGCAGCUCCCCAGCAAGUGGCUGAAGACAAAUUUGUGUUUGAUUUACCGGACUAUGAGAACAUCAACCAUGUAGUGGUCUUCAUGCUGGGAACGAUACCAUUUCCAGAAGGAAUGGGAGGAUCUGUCUAUUUCUGUUACCCGGACCCAAGCGGGCUGGCAGUGUGGCAGCUGCUGGGGUUUGUCACUAAUGAGAAGCCAAGUGCCAUCUUCAAAAUUUCUGGUCUGAAAUCUGGGAAGGGAAGUCAACAUCCCUUUGGAGCCAUGAACCUCCCUCAGACGCCAACGGUGGCCCAGAUUGGAAUCUCAGUGGAACUGCUGGAGAGCCUGGCCCAGCAGACUCCUGUUGCAAAUGCUGCUGUGUCAUCAGUAGAUUCCUUCACGGAGUUCACUCAGAAGAUGUUGGAUAACUUCUAUAACUUUGCUUCCUCGUUUGCUGUUACUCAGGCACAGAUGACCCCAAAUCCCUCGGAAGCUUUCAUUCCUGCAAACGUAGUUCUGAAAUGGUAUGAGAACUUCCAGAGACGUCUGACACAGAAUCCUCUCUUCUGGAAAACAUAAGCUGAAAUGGUGCCCUUUGAAGUGCUUUCUAAACAGUGCUGCCUGCAAAGGGCAGCAGCUAACUGCACGGCAUAAUUUUGAGGGAAAGCAAACAAGUAUUAGUCUGUAUAGACAAGCUUGUAACUUUUGUAUUACUCUUGAAAUGUAUUUAAAAUUAAACCCCCUGGAAACU
Messenger RNA from Chaetura pelagica (chimney swift), 769 nucleotides. RefSeq names its product chromosome unknown open reading frame, human C11orf73 (gene HIKESHI). NCBI's taxonomy places the organism in Eukaryota, Metazoa, Chordata, Aves, Apodiformes, Apodidae. The record is from RefSeq and is a predicted model, not a curated record. Gene Ontology annotation, cellular component: cytosol; nucleus. Gene Ontology annotation, molecular function: nuclear import signal receptor activity; Hsp70 protein binding. Gene Ontology annotation, biological process: protein import into nucleus. The transcript is spliced from 5 exons. The coding region runs from base 1 to 597 and encodes 198 amino acids.